GCGGCUGCGGGAACUUUCCCGGCGGGGCUAAUGGCUGCGCGCGGGUCGCUGUGAGGCGCGGCGGAGGCGAGCGAUCGGGCGCGGGGCCGCGGAACCGCGGAGCAGCGAGCGAGCGAGCGCGAGGCCGGAGCCCCGGCCAGGCCUGGCCCGACCUGCCGGCCCGCGAUGCGCCCCGGGGCCGCCCCCCGGCGCAGCUGACGCCGCGGCCCCGCGAGACCCCGUCGGCCCCGGAGGAAGCGCCGCGACGCCCAGCCCAGCGCCCGCGCCGCCCGGCCCGAUGGCAGGGAAGGCGGCCGCCCCGGGCACGGCGGUCCUGCUGGUCACGGCCAACGUGGGCUCACUGUUUGACGACCCAGAAAACCUACAAAAGAACUGGCUCCGGGAAUUCUACCAGGUGGUGCACACACACAAGCCGCACUUCGUGGCCUUGCACUGCCAGGAGUUUGGCGGGAAGAACUACGAGGCCUCCAUGUCCCAUGUGGACAAGUUUGUCAAAGAACUCCUGUCCAGUGAUGCAAUGAAAGAGUACAACAGGGCUCGUGUGUACCUGGACGAGAACUACAGGUCCCAGGAGCACUUCACGGCACUAGGAAGCUUUUAUUUUCUUCACGAAUCCUUAAAAAACAUCUACCAAUUUGACUUUAAAGCCAAGAAGUACAAGAAAGUAACCGGCAAAGAGAUCUACUCAGACACCCUGGAGAGCACGCCCAUGCUGGAGAAGGAGAAGUUCCCACAGGACUACUUCCCCGAGUGCAAAUGGUCAAGAAAAGGCUUCAUCCGGACAAGAUGGUGCAUUGCUGACUGUGCCUUCGACUUGGUGAACAUCCAUCUCUUCCAUGAUGCUUCCAACUUGGUGGCCUGGGAAACCAGCCCUUCGGUGUACUCGGGCAUCCGGCACAAGGCGCUGGGCUACGUACUGGACAGAAUCAUCGAUCAGAGGUUCGAGAAAGUGUCCUACUUCGUCUUUGGUGAUUUCAACUUCAGGCUGGAUGCCAAGUCUGUUGUGGAGACGCUCUGCACAAAGGCCACGAUGCAAACAGUCCGGGCUGCCGACACCAACGAAGUUGUGAAGCUGAUAUUCCGAGAGUCAGACAACGACCGGAAGGUUAUGCUCCAGUUAGAAAAGAAACUCUUCGACUACUUCAACCAAGAGGUUUUCCGAGACAACAAUGGCACUGCGCUCUUGGAAUUUGACAAAGAGUUGUCUGUCUUUAAGGACAGGCUGUAUGAACUGGACAUCUCAUUCCCACCCAGCUACCCGUACAGCGAGGACUCCCGCCGGGGUGAGCAGUACAUGAACACCCGCUGUCCGGCCUGGUGUGACCGCAUCCUCAUGUCCCCGUCCGCCAAGGAGCUGGUGCUGCGGUCGGAGAGCGAGGAGAAGGUUGUCACCUACGACCAUAUUGGGCCCAAUGUCUGCAUGGGAGACCACAAGCCCGUGUUCCUGGCCUUCCGCAUCGCGCCCGGGGCAGGUAAACCUCAUGCACAUGUGCACAAGUGCUGUGUUGUGCAGUGACGUGGUGGGAAGAGAUGCCAGCGCCAUGAGAGGGUCCUCGGCGAGACCUCCCUGUAGCAGUAAACUGAACCGUGUACUCUUAUCAGCUGCAUCGAAACCCGCCCGAGCACCACCUGCUAGACGGCCGGCCCCACACUUCGCUUCAGCCUCCGGACCAUUCCGGAAAAGCCUCACAUACCUCACUGUCUUGUCUGUUCAUGUGACAUAAGUAGAAAUAUUGGGUUUUUUAAAUAAGUCACAGUCCUGUUGCCAAAACUCUAACAGACAGCAAAGAAAUCUGUACCUUAGACUUCCCAGUUUCGGUCUGUGGUCGUCCGCAGAGGGCUUCUCCAGCACAGGGACCCCCAGAGGCCAGCGGCCCUGCCAGGCGCAGGCGUGUCCGGGGCUGGGGAGGUGGGGGCGGUGCUCCUGCUGUCCCUCCGAUGCCCUCCCUCGUGGUAUUUCCUCUGUGCUGUGUCACUUGGUUUUUGAAUCACACUGCAGCUGCUUUCCAUUUUUAUAUAUAUAAAUAUAUAUAAAUAUAUACUUUUUAAAAAUAAUUUAUAAGUCUUACCAAAACUUAUGCUAAAUAUACUUUCCAGAAUGAAUGCACAAGAGUGUCAUAUCAGCAGGUAGAAGUGGCAUCUAGGAGUUCAGCUUCCCGUCUGUCCACACACGAGGUCAGAGGGCGAGUGUGAGCUGCAGGCCCACCUGGGCAGAAGCCUCCGCAGCACUUGCUGGCGCCUGUGACCCCUCUGCCUUUCUCUGUGUAAUAGCAAGAGCUGAAUGUAAAGUUUAGAACUAGCCUGGGUGUACCUUUUAAGAAUUUUGUAAACUGUUUGUCUUUUGUUACUGUUUUAUGGUGCCAAGUAUUCUACAGUUAAACAAUAAUAUCAUGGGAGAAAUAGAAAUAGCCUAGUCUGCUUCCAGUGCGAACUGCUCUUAACAUGGGCUGUAUAUAAGAAUAUUAAAGAGAAACAAAACUGUACAUUUCCUCGGUUGCUCUGCUAUAUACAACCUAAGUAAUAACCUUGUUGCAAAUAUUUUUCUCCUAGCACUAAGUAUAGCAUUAAAAGGCGAUUAGAGAGUCUGUUGACGAAACACAAAUGUAUGUUUUAUUGAUUUUACUUUAGAACACUACAGAGUUCCUGGACUGGGUGAAGGCGUUAGAUCGAUGUUUGUUUUUUAUAUAAAUCACUACCAUUGCCAGUGGUUUGGUGUCUGCUUGCCGAUUCUGUGUUCCUGAUGAUACGGUCAGCCUGUGUAGUGCCACGGCCACUGUCGGAGCGGCCGCAGUCCGGGCACAGGGCGAGUCUGUCCAGCGGUUUCAGCUGUUGAGCUGUGGUCGCUGAGGGCCUCAAGAAGUGACUGCUCUGGUUCCUAAGCAAUAAAAUUGAUCCUGGUGACAAAA
This is a messenger RNA of Otolemur garnettii (small-eared galago), 2906 nucleotides long. It is a transcript of the gene INPP5A, whose product is annotated as inositol polyphosphate-5-phosphatase A. Bases 278 to 1516 code for a protein of 412 amino acids. The record is from RefSeq and is a predicted model, not a curated record. Gene Ontology annotation, biological process: phosphatidylinositol dephosphorylation. Gene Ontology annotation, molecular function: inositol-polyphosphate 5-phosphatase activity. The transcript has 16 exons. NCBI's taxonomy places the organism in Eukaryota, Metazoa, Chordata, Mammalia, Primates, Galagidae.